Molecule: messenger RNA, 2181 nt
Organism: Tinamus guttatus (white-throated tinamou)
Lineage: Eukaryota; Metazoa; Chordata; Aves; Tinamiformes; Tinamidae
Source: RefSeq, a predicted model, not a curated record
AUGCUGAACACCGUGUUGGCUCUGAGCGGCUGCAGCUCUGGGAGCUACUGUGCCUACGUGGUGCAGCGCAACGUGACGUGCACGCUGCAGGACGGCGCCGAGAGCUACGUCAAGGCCGAGUACCACAAGUGCAGCUGGGGACCCAAGUGCCCCGGCAAAGUGCUGUACCGCACCUUCUUCAGACCCAAAUACAAGAUUGGCUACAAGACAGUGACGGAACUGGCUUGGAGGUGCUGUCCAGGCUUCAUGGGAGAAGGGUGCCAUGACAGCCCAACUGACCAACCUGGCCUCCUGCCCCAGCAUCCCAGCCCUAGAAUGCCUCCUGGGCAAAACAUGUUUCCAAUUCCUCGAGUUCCUCCCCCUCCAAAAAGCCACCCUGACCUGUUUGCGGGACCAAAGAAGAACCCAUAUGGCAGGAAGCUCCCUGGCCUUUUUGGAGACCGCCUGGAUCGACUGGAAGAGGAGGUGAGGCGCCUCUCGCAGGCCUAUGACAGCCUGCACACCCUGGUCAGCGGCCUGGCAGAUAAGGCCGACAUUGCCACAUAUCCUCCUGUGGGGGAGAUCCUGACCAAAGUGACAGAGGUGAGCGACGUGUUGAAAACCAAGGCAGACUUGCUGCACGAGGUUCGUGGCAUGGUCCUGGACCACGAUGGGCAGAUCAAACACCUGCUGGAGUCAGCCCGACCCUCGCCACUCACCUCCAUUGACAUGCUGGAGGAAUAUGUGGACACCCGGCUGAGCAACCUGCGUGGAGAGCUGCUCGAUGGCUUUGAGAAGAAGCUGGGGAAGAUCCAGACCACGUGCGACUUCCGGAUCCAAGAGGUGCGGCAGCAAUGCGAGGAGGAGAAAGCUGCCAACUUGCGGCUGCAGCAGACACUGGAUGGGAAGGAGUUAGAGAUCAAGAAAGAGAUCUCCCAGCUGGAGACCCAGAUCCAAGGGCUGACAGUGGUGGAAAGCUGCUGCAGCAACCUGGACUACCUCACUGAUCGCAUGAACAUCGUAGAGAAAGGCCUGCACAGCAUCUCCGAGUCCCAGAAGAACUUACACUCACGUAUGGAUGGAGAAGUCUCCACUGUCACCCUCGAGAACCUCUUUGAAGGGCGCUUUGAGGAUCUGGAAGCCAGACUCAAUGCUACAGAGAGGGAAACAGGGAGCUGCUGCUCCAGUGUAGAGGACAGCAUGAGAGGCACAGUGGUAGCAGAGGUGGAUGGCAUGAGGACUGCCUUUGAAGACAAAAUGCAGACCUUGGAGGACAGGUUCAUGACCAUUGUGGGGGAGCUGAACAACAUCAGUGCUCCUGUGGGCAUGGAUGGAGCAGUGGUGCCUAUGCUGGAGGGGGAGCUCGCUAGCAUGAGGAAGCAUACGGACGAGAGACUGGAGGUGUUACAGAAUCGCCUCAUCACGCUGGAGAGCACUUGUUCCCUAGACUGCACCUCUGCCUCCAAAGAUGUGGAGACCUUCCGGACAGAGAUCGAGGACUGCCAGAACAAGAACCACGACCUGCUCCUCCGAAUGGACAGCAAUUAUGACCUCCUGAGCAAGCUGAAUGCCACCAUCCUGGAGAUCCAGCGGCGAAUUGAGGAAGAAGCAUCGGGAGCUUUGCAAGGGGAGAUCACCUUGCUAAAGAUCAACCUGAACACCAUGAGCAAGUCCCUGACAGGGCUCAAGGACUCUGUCUCCCAGUACUCAGACACUAUGGCACACGUCAACUCCUCACUGGAUGAGCAUGAGCGGAAAAUUGAGGAUGAGGUCCACUCCAUUCAGGAGAAAGUCAGCGACCAAGGCUCUCAGCUCUUCUUCAGCAACCGGCGUGUCUUGAACCUCAAGGGAGACUUGGAGCGACUCAAAGCCAGGAUUGUCAGUGACCUGAGCUCCUGCAAAAGCGUGGCCCAUGACCUCCAGCGGGAGAUCACUCACUUCGAUGAGCGGGUGGCGCGGGUGGAGAACCUGUGUGGCAGGCUGGGUGCCGUCACAGGAAGCCUGGACAUCAUCAGGGACGAACUGGAGAAACACACAGGCAGCCUGUGGGACUACAUGGACCGUAUGAACGGGACCCUGGCUGCCCACUCUCAGGAAAUAACAGGACUGAAGGACAACCUGCUUGACUGCCAAGCCAAAGUGUCCGAGUUGGCAGAGCAGGUCAGCCACUUGGAAGAGCAGGCAGACACGAAGCAGCAUUAG